This is a messenger RNA of Lacerta agilis (Sand lizard), 2366 nucleotides long. It is a transcript of the gene SUSD4, whose product is annotated as sushi domain containing 4. The record is from RefSeq and is a predicted model, not a curated record. Lineage: Eukaryota; Metazoa; Chordata; Lepidosauria; Squamata; Lacertidae. The transcript is spliced from 9 exons. Gene Ontology annotation, biological process: negative regulation of complement activation, classical pathway; negative regulation of complement activation, alternative pathway. The coding region runs from base 301 to 1815 and encodes 504 amino acids.
CGCGGGUGUUUCUCUGCUCUCGCCUCCUUCUCCCUCGCUCCCCUCCUCCUCCCCCUCCCCUGCAGACAGGUAGGAUGAGCGCGAGCAGCGGCGCGCGCCGUGUGUCUCUCUCUCCGUCCUCCUCCUCCUCCGCUAGCAACUGAGGGGAGUGCGGGCUCGGAGGCAGCGGCGGCGGCGGCGAAGGGUCGCGUGCCCUGCAGCGGUAGAGCUUGGCUAGGGGGGGAAGCAGCAAAGAGGCUCCCUCAUGCAGGCGGGCAGCUCUCAGACCGUUGCAAUCCCGAUGCCCUUUGCGGAUGAAAGAUGUAUCAUGGAAUGAACCCGAGCAGCGGGGAUCCGUUCCUAGAGAAGCGGCGGCGGCAGCAUCAGCCACCGCCGCCACCACCGCCACCGCCCCCGCUGCUUCAGCGCUCGCAGUCCAGACUCUCUCUGGUGGUCCUGUGGUUCCAGCUGGCUCUGUGCUUUGGCCCCGCGCAGAUCACAGGCGGUUUUGAUGAACUCCAUGCCUGUGCUGAUCCUGGAUUCCCUGAAUAUGGAUAUAAGAUGCCUGGCGCAGGUGUUUUCUUUGAAAGUUCAGUAGUCCGGUUCCAUUGCCAAGAAGGAUACAGGCUUAAGGGCCCAUCCAAAAAGCUUUGUGAGAGACAUUUCAACGGCUCCCUAAGCUGGAAGCCAAGUGAGAAACCCGUGUGCCUCCAAGAAGCCACAGAUUGCCUUGCACCUGUUGUUGAAGAUGCAGAGGUUCAUAACAAGACAUACGGGACUGGAGAUAAAUUAAUAAUCAGCUGUCAUGAAGGAUUCCAGAUCCGUUACCCUGAUUUAGACAACAUGGUUUCAGUGUGUCAAGACGAUGGAACGUGGGAUAAUCUGCCCAUUUGUCAAGGUUGCCUGAGGCCAUUGGUUCUUCCUCAUAGUUACAUUAACAUAUCUGAGUUCGAGUCCUCCUUCCCAAUAGGAACUAUGAUAUAUUUCCAGUGCUUUCCUGGAUAUAAACUAGAGGGGACAGAGUUCCUUGAGUGCAUGUAUAACCUUAUCUGGUCAGAUAGCCCACCCAGGUGCCUUGAUGUGGAAGUUUGUCCACUACCUCCUAUGGUGACUCAUGGAGAUUACAUUUGCCACCCGCGGCCUUGCGAGCAUUACAACCAUGGGACUGUGGUUGAGUUCUAUUGUGAUCCUGGCUACACUCUCACCAAUGAUUACAAAUAUAUCACCUGCCAGUAUGGAGAAUGGUUUCCGUCAUAUCAAGUAUACUGUGUCAAAACAGAACAAACUUGGCCAAAUACACAAGAAACUCUACUGACAACAUGGAAGAUUGUGGCAUUCACAGCCACCAGUGUUCUUCUAGUGCUUCUGUUAGUUAUCCUUGCCAGAAUGUUCCAGACCAAAUUUAAGGCACGUUUUCUUCCAAGAGGAGCUCAGGAGAAUUGCAGCAGUGGCCCCGACUUUGUGGUGGUGGACGGUGUUCCUGUGAUGCUACCUUCCUACGAUGAAGCUGUGAGCAGUGGAUUGAAUGCCUUGGCACCUGGAUGUGUGUCCCCUGCUGGCCAGGGGUAUGUUUUACAGGCCGAUGAUCAGAACCCUCCAGCUUAUCCAGGGCCAGAUGACUUGGGCAGGUUGCCAGCGGAAUUUGAUACCUGUGACAGCAUUUCAGGCUCUUCAGAACUUCUUCAAAGUUUGUACACAUCUUCUGUGUGUCAAGUGGGAGCACAUCCUAUCUCAGAGAGAACUGAUGCUAUCAACAGCACCACCGGGGAAGUAGCAUCAACCAGCCCAAGCAUUGACAUUGCAGAUGAAAUACCAUUGAUGGAUGAAGACCCUUAACCUGCACAAAUCUUGAUCAUUACCUGCUCACACCUCUUGAGGGGGGGAGGAGGGCGUAAAAGAAUCAUGCACAUAUGUAUACAAACAUACCUAUAUAUCUAUAUAAAUCUCUAUAUAAAGACUGACUAAAUGUCGGGGGAGGGCAUUUUCGGUUUUUAUAAAUCUUCCACAUUAUGAUGUCACCAGAUUUUUUUGUGUGUGCACAUAUCUUAAUCAACUUUGGGGGUUGAGAGCAUCAGCUAUUCAACGGCAGCUUUACAAAAUGAAUCCUGAGGAUUUGAUGAGACUAGUCACUGCAAAAGAACUAUAGAUUUAUGGAAUUGUGAUGAGUGUAUCUGCAUCGCAGGAAGUCUUAACUGCUCUUUAGAAACACCAGUGUGAGUGGUUUGUGGCACAGGUACAAACUGCCUAAAGAAAGCAUGUCAGAGGAUGUGAAUUUUGCUUUAUUGAAGCUGCUAAAUAUUUAUGAUGGACCACAAUUUACAAAGGAAUCCUAAUUUAUGGGUUGCGGGGAAAUAAACAGUGUUGAAAUUAAAAUUGGGAAAACGUCA